GAAGCCAUAAUGGCAGAGCUCCCUGUGACAGAGCUGCCUGGCGAUGCUCUGUGCAGUGGGCGCUUCACCAUCAGCACGCUGAUGGCAGGCGACGAGCCCACACCAGCCACCUGCGACAGCAGCCAGCCCAGCCACUUGACACACGGCAGCACCUUGUACAUGCGCACCUUCGGUUACAACACGAUAGACGUGGUGCCAGCCUAUGAACACUACGCUAACAGUGCCCUGCCUGGUGAGCCCCGGAAGGUGCGGCCCACCCUGGCUGACCUGCAUUCGUUCCUCAAGCAGGAAGGCAGCCACCUGCAUGCCCUGGCCUUUGAUGGACGGCCAGGCCAUGAGCUGACUGACGGACUCGUGGAGGAUGAGACAGGCACCAACAGCGAGAAGAGCCCCGGAGAACCUGUGCGCUUCGGCUGGGUCAAGGGGGUGAUGAUCCGGUGCAUGCUCAACAUCUGGGGUGUGAUCCUCUACCUGCGGCUCCCCUGGAUUACAGCCCAGGCGGGCAUCGUGCUCACUUGGCUCAUCAUCCUGCUGUCGGUCCUGGUGACAUCCAUCACUGGCCUCUCCAUCUCGGCCAUCUCCACCAACGGCAAGGUCAAGUCAGGUGGCACCUAUUUCCUAAUUUCCCGGAGUCUGGGACCAGAGCUGGGGGGCUCCAUUGGCCUCAUCUUCGCCUUCGCCAAUGCUGUGGGUGUGGCCAUGCACACCGUGGGCUUUGCGGAGACUGUCCGGGACCUACUUCAGGAGUACGGCACACCCAUCGUAGACCCCAUCAAUGACAUCCGCGUCAUCGGCGUGGUCACGGUCACUGUGCUGCUGGCCAUCUCGCUGGCUGGGAUGGAGUGGGAGUCCAAGGCCCAGGUGCUAUUCUUUCUUGUCAUCAUGGUGUCUUUUGCCAACUAUCUGGUGGGCACACUGAUCCCAGCAUCUGAGGACAAAGCCUCCAAAGGCUUCUACAGCUACCAUGGGGACAUUUUUGUUCAGAACCUGGUACCCGACUGGAGAGGCAUUGACGGCAGCUUCUUUGGCAUGUUCUCCAUCUUCUUCCCUUCUGCCACUGGCAUCCUGGCAGGGGCCAACAUCUCCGGGGACCUCAAGGACCCUGCUGUAGCCAUCCCCAAGGGAACACUCAUGGCCAUUUUCUGGACCACCAUCUCCUACCUUGCCAUCUCGGCUACCAUUGGCUCCUGUGUGGUGAGAGAUGCCUCUGGGGACGUGAACGACACCAUAACUCCUGGCCCAGGCCCCUGUGAAGGGCUAGCCUGUGGCUACGGCUGGAACUUCACGGAAUGCUCCCAGCAGCGCAGCUGCCGCUAUGGUCUCAUCAAUUACUACCAGACCAUGAGCAUGGUGUCUGCCUUCGCACCCCUGAUCACAGCCGGCAUCUUUGGGGCCACCCUCUCCUCUGCCUUGGCCUGUCUUGUCUCUGCUGCCAAGGUCUUCCAGUGCCUGUGCGAAGACCAGCUCUACCCUCUGAUUGGCUUCUUUGGCAAAGGCUAUGGCAAGAACAGGGAGCCUGUGCGUGGCUACCUGCUGGCCUACGCCAUCGCUGUGGCCUUCAUCAUCAUUGCUGAACUCAACACCAUCGCGCCCAUCAUUUCCAACUUCUUCCUCUGCUCCUACGCCCUCAUCAAUUUCAGCUGCUUCCAUGCCUCCAUCACCAACUCACCUGGAUGGAGACCCUCCUUCCGAUACUACAGCAAGUGGGCGGCGCUGUUUGGGGCAGUGAUCUCGGUGGUCAUCAUGUUCCUGCUUACCUGGUGGGCCGCUCUCAUUGCCAUCGGAGUUGUCCUCUUCCUCCUGCUCUAUGUGAUCUACAAGAAGCCAGAGGUGAACUGGGGCUCCUCAGUGCAGGCUGGCUCCUACAACCUGGCCCUCAGCUACUCCGUGGGCCUCAAUGAGGUGGAAGACCACAUCAAGAACUACCGCCCCCAGUGCCUGGUGCUUACAGGGCCCCCCAACUUCCGCCCAGCCCUUGUGGACUUUGUGAGCACAUUUACCCAGAACCUCAGCCUGAUGAUCUGUGGCCACGUGCUCAUUGGACCCCGGAAGCAGAGAAUGCCCGAGCUCCGGCUCAUUGCCAGUGGACACACCAAGUGGCUGAACAAGAGGAAGAUCAAGGCCUUCUACUCUGACGUCAUAGCUGAGGACUUGCGCAGCGGCGUCCAGAUUCUCAUGCAGGCCUCAGGGCUGGGAAGAAUGAAGCCCAACAUUCUGGUGGUUGGAUUCAAGAGGAACUGGCAGUCUGCCCACCCAGCCACAGUGGAGGACUACAUUGGCAUCCUGCAUGAUGCCUUUGACUUCAACUACGGGGUGUGCGUCAUGAGGAUGCAUGAGGGCUUCAAUGUCUCUGAGGCGCUGCAGACGCACAUUAAUCCCAUGUUCAACCCCAGAAAGGGAGGCAAGGGAGCCAGUGGCAGAAGCACUAGGCCACCUGUGUCUGGCAUGGCAGCCCCAGAGGCAUCGGUACAGGAGGAGCAGGCCAGCACCAUCUUCCAGUCGGAGCAAGGCAAGAAGACCAUUGACAUCUACUGGCUGUUUGAUGAUGGAGGCCUCACCCUCCUCAUCCCCUAUCUCCUGCACCGCAAGAAGAGAUGGCGCAAAUGCAAGAUCCGGGUGUUUGUCGGGGGCCAGAUCAACAGGAUGGACGAGGAGAGAAAGGCGAUCAUUUCCCUGUUGAGUAAGUUCAGACUGGGAUUCCAUGAAGUUCACGUCCUUCCCGACAUCAACCAGAAGCCCCAGGCGGAACACACCAAGCGGUUUGAAGACAUGAUUGCACCCUUCCGCCUCAACGAUGGCUUCAAGGAUGAGGCAACUGUCGCUGAAAUGAGGAGGGACUGUCCCUGGAAGAUCUCAGAUGAGGAGAUUAACAAGAACAGAAUUAAGUCCCUUCGGCAGGUGAGACUGAACGAGACUCUCUUGGAUUACUCUCGGGAUGCUGCUCUGAUCAUUCUUACCUUGCCCAUUGGAAGGAAGGGGAAGUGCCCCAGUUCACUGUACAUGGCCUGGCUGGAGACCCUGUCCCAGGACCUCAGACCUCCCGUCCUCCUCAUCCGAGGCAACCAGGAGAACGUGCUCACCUUUUACUGCCAGUGAUGCCCGGUGUGGUGGUUGCCGCCCAAAGCUGAGGGCUUGGGAUGGAGUCAGAACUUAUCCUCUCUGGUGGGAGAAGAGGCUGUAAGUUCUGCUGUGUCAUCAUCUGUAGCCUCUGCAGAAGAUGGUGUUUCCAGGAUGACUGAACCCCAUCAGACACACUUUCUGAACCUUGAAGUUUCAUGGAAAAGUCUCUGGAAGAUUCUUAUCUCUUUCUAAAAAGCUUUUAUUUGUCUUGAUGACCAAAGUAUUAGUCAUUGAUUCAGUCUUUGAUUUGUAUACAAAUUGAGUCCCAGCAUUGGGUGCACAACUUGGCAGUCUCUCUUGGGACCAUCCCUCUAACUGACACCCCCCCCCCAAAGCUGUCUUGUCCCCCCAGACAGGAGAGCAGGAGCCCAUCCUGAGGACCCCUGCAGAGCUCUGAUGACCACAGUGUCCUCUGAGCUGCGCAGCAACACACAUUUCUUCGGUCCUAACUGCUGUUGCUUUUCAGUGAUGGCUCCUGGGUGUUUGUUUAAACCAGGGUCCUCUAGGUUCUUUGAUUACAAAUUCUGUGGUUUUCCUAGAGACUCAGAACACACAGAACAGCAGGGAGGCAUCACAAAAUGGCUCUCACUCUAGAGGGUGUCCUCCAGUAGUUUCUGUCCUGCUUCUCUCUCUCCCCUCUUCCCCCUUCCUUUCCCUCUUUCUCCCUCCCUGUCCUUCCCUCCCUCCCUCCUUUCUUUCUUCCUUCCUUCUUUCUGACAGAGUCUUAUGCAGUCCAGGCUGGCCUUGAACUUGCUCUGUAGCCAAGAAUAGCUUUGAACUUCUGACCUCCCUGCCUCUGCUAUAGAGCACUGGAUUCCAGGCACAUGCCGGCAGGCAUGUUUUAUGUGGUGCUAGGGAUCAAACCUGUGGGUUUAUGGGUACCAGCAAGCACUCUGACAACUGUGCCACCCCCGCCCAGUCUCGAUGCUGCUUCUUUUUAAGUUGAUUGCAACCCACUAAGCGAUUUUCAGACCCACUCAUGAGCAGUGAGCCAUGCUUUGAAAAACAGGUUUCAUAUCUGCAGGUUGUGCGUAGGGGUCUGUGGCCGGCUAGUCUCUUCGUUGUCCAGGAAUUUUGUUUUGUCAACUUGACAGGAGCUAGGGCCAUCUAAGCAGAAGGAACCUCCAUGGACCAAAUGCCUUCCUCUGAUUGUUCUGUAAUGAUUGAUGGGGGUGGGGGAAGCUAGCCCACUUUGUUGCAGUGCCGCCGUGAGCAGGUGGUCCUGGGGUGUAUAACAUAGCAGGCUGAGCAAGACAGUAAGAACUGUUCCUCCAUGGCUUCUGCUUCCGUUCCUGCCUGGAGUUCCUUCCCUGACUUCUCUUCAUUAUGAACUAUGAGCUGUAAGAUGAAAUAAACCCCAUUCUCCCCAAGAUGCUUCUGGUCCUGAUGUUUAUCACAGCAAUAGAAGCCCUGCCUAAGCCUGGGCACUGCAGAACCUCCUUGCCAUAUCCCAGCCCAUUGCUUGGGAAAGCAAAGGAAACCAGUAGAGUUGGAGAGAGGCCCCGAUGGGGGCAGUGUUGAGAAAGUAGAUGCAAGAUUCAAGAACUUAGUGCUACACUGUGGGGCUGCAAGAAUGGACAGCACAGAUUUCAAAAGCAGUGAGGGUAAUGAAGAUGGCAAGACAGGUGAAGGAAGAAAGGAGGAAACAGAUUCUAUGCAGCCCAGAGCUGGAAGGAUCCUCCAACCCAGAGGAAAGAGAGCAGGAUAGCAGAUAGCCAAGUGCACCA
Messenger RNA from Apodemus sylvaticus (European woodmouse), 4847 nucleotides. It is a transcript of the gene Slc12a3, whose product is annotated as solute carrier family 12 member 3. The record is from RefSeq and is a predicted model, not a curated record. The transcript is spliced from 26 exons. Gene Ontology annotation, cellular component: membrane. Bases 10 to 3096 code for a protein of 1028 amino acids. NCBI's taxonomy places the organism in Eukaryota, Metazoa, Chordata, Mammalia, Rodentia, Muridae. Gene Ontology annotation, molecular function: sodium:potassium:chloride symporter activity. Gene Ontology annotation, biological process: chloride ion homeostasis; chloride transmembrane transport; sodium ion homeostasis.